This is a messenger RNA of Herpailurus yagouaroundi (jaguarundi), 3731 nucleotides long. It is a transcript of the gene PSMD12, whose product is annotated as proteasome 26S subunit, non-ATPase 12. Lineage: Eukaryota; Metazoa; Chordata; Mammalia; Carnivora; Felidae. The transcript has 11 exons. The record is from RefSeq and is a predicted model, not a curated record. The coding region runs from base 94 to 1464 and encodes 456 amino acids. Gene Ontology annotation, cellular component: cytoplasm; proteasome regulatory particle, lid subcomplex.
GCACUGCCUGAGUGGGUGCGCAGGCGGCUUCCGGUGUGGGUGACGAGUGGUGGCCGAAGCAGGGGGACAUCAAGGGACGUUCAGGCCGGGACCAUGGCGGACGGCGGCUCAGAGCGGGCUGAUGGGCGCAUCGUCAAGAUGGAGGUGGACUACAGCGCCACGGUGGAUCAGCGACUGCCAGAGUGCGAGAAGCUGGCCAAGGAAGGAAGACUUCAAGAAGUCAUUGAAACCCUUCUCUCUUUGGAGAAACAGACCCGCACCGCUUCUGAUAUGGUGUCUACAUCCCGUAUCCUAGUUGCAGUGGUGAAGAUGUGCUAUGAGGCUAAAGAAUGGGAUUUACUUAAUGAAAAUAUUAUGCUUUUGUCAAAAAGACGGAGCCAGUUAAAGCAAGCUGUUGCAAAAAUGGUUCAACAGUGCUGUACUUACGUCGAGGAAAUCACAGACCUUCCGAUCAAGCUUCGAUUAAUUGAUACUCUGCGAAUGGUUACAGAAGGCAAGAUUUAUGUUGAAAUUGAGCGUGCUCGACUGACUAAAACAUUAGCAACCAUAAAAGAACAAAAUGGUGAUGUGAAAGAGGCAGCCUCCAUUUUACAAGAGUUACAGGUGGAAACCUACGGAUCAAUGGAAAAGAAAGAGCGAGUGGAGUUUAUUUUGGAGCAGAUGAGGCUCUGUCUAGCUGUGAAGGAUUACAUUCGUACACAAAUCAUCAGCAAGAAAAUUAACACCAAAUUUUUCCAGGAAGAAAAUACAGAGAAAUUAAAGUUGAAAUAUUAUAACUUAAUGAUUCAGCUGGAUCAACAUGAGGGGUCCUAUUUGUCUAUUUGUAAGCACUACAGAGCAAUAUAUGAUACUCCCUGUAUACAGGCAGAAAGUGAAAAGUGGCAACAGGCUCUGAAAAGUGUUGUCCUCUAUGUGAUCUUGGCUCCUUUUGACAAUGAACAGUCAGAUUUGGUUCACCGAAUAAGUGGCGACAAGAAGUUAGAAGAAAUUCCUAAAUACAAGGAUCUUUUAAAGCUUUUUACCACAAUGGAGCUGAUGCGCUGGUCCACGCUUGUUGAAGACUAUGGACUGGAAUUAAGGAAAGGGUCUCCCGAGAGUCCGGCAACUGAUGUGUUUGGUUCUACAGAGGAAGGUGAAAGAAGGUGGAAAGACCUGAAGAACAGAGUCGUUGAACAUAAUAUUAGAAUAAUGGCCAAGUAUUACACGAGGAUAACAAUGACGAGGAUGGCCCAGCUUCUCGAUCUGUCUGUUGAUGAGUCAGAAGCUUUUCUUUCGAAUCUAGUAGUUAACAAGACCAUCUUUGCUAAAGUAGACAGGUUGGCAGGAAUUAUCAACUUCCAGAGACCCAAGGAUCCAAAUAAUUUAUUAAAUGACUGGUCUCAGAAACUGAACUCACUGAUGUCUCUCGUUAACAAAACUACACACCUCAUAGCCAAAGAGGAGAUGAUACAUAAUCUACAAUAGGGUCUCCGUGCCCUUAAUGCUUUUAGAAAAGAGUUAAAAUUGGAAGUCAUUUAAAAACAAAAAAAAAAAAGACUGUUAUGGUGUAUAUGUUGGGGUUUUUUUUCUAUUCUCAGCUCCUUUGUCUAAAAUUUAAAAGAUAGUGACUAUGUUUAAGGCCCCUUUUGACCUUUCACUUCCCUGAUUUUAUCGUUAACUUUGCAUUUGCAAUUGGUGCAAAAAAAAAAAAAUUUCUAUUUCUAUGGUCUACGUACUCAAAAACUUGUGUCAUAACUUACCCAAAUGUGUUUUUCUAUCAUUUGAAAACUUUUUAGCUAUUAUUUGUUCUCAUUCAGCUAACAACCGUCAUUAUUAUAAUAAAAGCAGUAUAUGCACAUUGACUUUCUAUAGUUACCUGUGUUUCUGAACAUUUUGUGGGAUAGGGAUUUAAGUAUUUUUUAAAUAAAAGAAAUUCUGCUGUAAAGCUAUCAAUUAUUUAGUAGAAUUUCAAAAACAACAUAGGGCAUAUCAGAACAUUUGGGAUAGAGUUGUAAUUUGUGAAGAAUUUGUAUUUUAGUAUUGUGGCAAAAGGCCUCUAGACUGAGUGUAGAGAGUGAUUGGUAGGCUAAAGACUUAAUGUAGACUUAAUUUUUUUUCCUUGAGUCAAACUGGUUUCGAUCACAGUAGCUCGAUUCUUUCCGUUCCCCGUCUUGACCAGUUACUGAACAAAAUCAAGUGACGUCGUGUUGACACAGGUUAACACGCAAAGUCAUUUUUAUAAGGUUUGUUCGUGGCUUUCACAUCUAGGUCUAAUGACAUCAUUAGUGUUCCAAAUUCAUUAACUCUAUAGGAACUGAUUUCCAUUACAUGAACACUGGAUAACAACCUAACACGUUUUAAAAAUGAUCCAGGAGGACUCAGCCAUCCUCUAAGCAGAUUGUACAGUAUUGACAUUUCUUUUACAGAAGUAAACAAAAGUAGUUAUACUAUCAAAAGAAACAUCUGAGAUCAAUUAAUAUGAGCAAAUUUUUGGAAGUUUUUAAAAAAUUUGAUUUAUUUCAGGGAAAACAGAACAAUGAAACAAUGUUAGAAGGUUAUUUAAAGUAAAGAAAGUAGGAGGUCUGCUUUUUUGAAAAUACAAACGAAGGGAGGGGGGAACAAAAGGCAUUGUGGAAAUAACAUUUUUUUCAUAAUUUGUUUUCAUUUAGUGGUCACUAAACUGUUCUGUGAUCCAGAGCUGGGGACAAUUGUAGGGACCUCUGCUAUUUAUGCUGAGUCAUUGUGAGUAAUAACCCAGUAUUAAAUCCAAGUCUAUUCUUCGGAAAUUUAUGUAUCGGUCACAUUGAUGACAAACAUCUGCUACCACUCAUCUUUAAAAAUCUAACCAAAACUGUGGUGGCAAGUUCAGGAACAUCAGAAGUUCACACUAGCAGUAGAAUAUGGUUUCAAUUUUCUGCUGAAUGAAAAGGAUAGAAAAUGAAAUCAUUUUGCAUUGUUCAUUUGUAAACCAAAUUGGAGCUAAUUUGAAUCUAGCUUCUCGUUAACUCACUAACUCGUUACCCUUGUACUUGGCAAACACCUAGGCCAUUUGGCCAGAUGUAUUGUUGUCAAGCUCUCAAAUUGACCCUCUUUUGUCUUUGUUUAACGUGCUUGCCCUCGAACUAAGCUCUUUGUGUGUCCUGAUUUGGUGCCAUUUGUAACGGUGUCCCAGUCACUGGAUCUCAUUUAAUUUAACUGCUCAUCCAGUUCUUGAGUUUUUCCUAUCCAAGCAACUUAAAUUUCUUAGUGUUACGAAGAAGAAUCAGCUAACACAGGGCAAUAAAAUAUUUGAGACGUUCAGAACCCCAAACCCUGGCUUCCAUUUCAGACUUCCAGCUGGCUGUUCGUGAAAAGGACAGAACCACUUUGUUUUAAAUAUGGAGAAGAUAAUACUUAACUCCUUUUCGUUUUCAUUAGGUUACUAACUACAGAGAGAUGAUGAGCCACUGUUUUUUGUUUUUGUUUUUAAAUGAAACACUUUUUACCCUUUUAUUUUUAUAUAAUUUAUGUUUUUAUUUUAGAGUUCAAUACCGAUUUCUGUAAUUAUCCUCAAUUUCCAUAUGCUUACUGAAUCAUUGAAAACUAAUCUUUAAAAAUCAUGCUGUUCCAUUCUAUCUCUUACAAGUGUUACAUGUAUGAUACAACAAGUACGUAUUUUACGUUGUGUUUGGCUCCUGGAUAUAGCUGCAAUAAAAGCACUGAUUUGUGGGUGUGUAAAACCCUGGAGAAUAAACUCAUACUUUUAAAGAUCA